CGGCGAAGAACUUGCAAUGUUCUUCACCCUUCUAAAUACUGCAAUGUGCACACACAUCUGUCAGCACUGGAAACACUCUGAUGACACGAGGACAUGCGCGGUUUAUGUGCGCACUGGUACAGGAAACGGCAAGAGCUCCACAGAGGCGACAGUCUGUCUGAACAUCUAACUAAAAAUGCCAUUUUUCUUGCUGAAUGAUUUGAAAAAAAAAAUGCAAGGAACCGGAGUGUAUCGCUUCCAUGCUGAUGCCCCACUUCUGGUUGGAAUUCUCAUUGCUAGGAAACCACUGGCUGCUGCUGGGGAUGGCUCCAAAUGAACAGCCUAAAGAUGCAUGAGAUUUCUGUGGAUGCGACGUUAAAACCAUCCACAUGGUUUUGGACUUUAGGUUUAGGACUACAUUUUCGAUGGCUGCUUUAGGACAAGUCUUUAUCAAUCAACGCCGUGCCAUCAAAACCAACCAGGACCUGCUUCCUGAGACGCCAUGGACCAGCGUGUUCUAUGAUGAUUUCUGGGGUACUCUGCUCACACACAGCGGCAGCCACAAGUCCUACAGGCCGCUCUGUACGCUGUCCUUUCGCAUCAACUAUGCCCUGAGUGGCCUGGAGCCAUGGGGCUACCAUUUAGCCAACGUGGCACUGCACUGUGCCGUAACAGCGCUGUUUACGCGCCUGGCACGCCUGCUGCUGGGUACGGGCUGCUGGAGGCUGCUCGCAGGCCUGCUUUUUGCCUCACAUCCUGUUCACACCGAGGCUGUGGCGGGCAUUGUGGGCCGGGCCGACGUGGGUGCUGCUCUGUUUUUCCUUCUGGCACUGUUCUGCUACAUGGGCCACUGUGACCAGCGGGCAGAGGGGGCACAGCGGCAGUGUUGGGCGUGGUUCGCGGGCAGCCUGGUCUGCUCAGCCUGCAGCGUGCUGUGGAAGGAGCAGGGCAUCACCGUGCUGGCCGUGGCAGCGGUCUACGACGUUUUCGUCUUUCACCGGAUGAAGCUGCAGCAGCUCCCCGGAAUCUUCUACAAGAAAAAGAACAUGCGCCUCCUGUUAAGUGUGUUUCUUCUGGGCUCCUGGGGGAUCUUCCUGCUGGGGUUCCGUCUGUACUGGAUGGGCAACAAACCUCCAAACUUCUCCAACUCUGACAACCCUGCAGCAGACUGCCCAUGUUUUCUGACCAGGGUACUCACCUUCUUCUACCUGCCCGCCAUGAACGUGUGGCUCCUCCUUUGCCCGGACAGGUUAAGCUUUGAUUGGUCGAUGGACGCGCUACCUCUUCUGAGGAGCAUCACAGAUUGGAGAAACCUCCACUCCAUCAUAUUUUACGCCACACUGCUGGCACUGGCAUGGUUUGGCCUUUUUACUCGAACAUUCAAAGAGAAGGAGACAAAUGGGAAAGCCCAUGUAGCAAACGGAAAGCCCAGCGCCAACGGGCACAGUUAUCAUUCUGACUAUGAACAUUCCAUUCCAGAUUCGGACUCUGUUCAGACAAAUGGGCUCAAUGGGACAAAAAAGCACUAUACAUCUAGGACUUCUUUGCCCACCACUGAGAAUGUUGUGGUCUUCUCAUUAGGGCUGUUAGCCAUUCCUUUUCUCCCUGCCACCAACCUCUUCUUCUAUGUUGGUUUUGUGGUGGCAGAGAGGGUCCUCUAUAUCCCCAGCAUGGGCUUUUGUCUGCUGGUGGCAGUGGGGAUGAGGGCACUCUGGAUCAGAUUAAGGACAAACUCAUCUAGGACUCUGGUGCUUGCCUGCAGUACUUCUCUGGUGCUGCUGUUUGGAGUUAAGACAUUUCAGAGGAACCAGGACUGGCAUAAUGAGGAGAUGCUGUACAAGUCAGGGAUAACUGUAAACCCUGCUAAAGCUUGGGGAAACCUGGGAAAUGUCUUGAAGAACCAGGGGAAGAUGGCAGAGGCUGAGCGAGCAUACAGAAACGCUCUGUACUACCGGAGGAACAUGGCUGACAUGCUGUAUAACUUGGGUCUGCUUCUCCAGGAGAACAACAAGUUCUCAGAGGCACUCCACUACUAUAAGCUGGCUAUCGGGAGUAGGCCAACUCUCGCCUCUGCCUACUUGAACACUGGUAUCAUCCUGAUGAACCAGGGUCGCUUCGAUGAGGCCAAACGAACGUUCCUCACCUGUGCUGACAUCCCAGAUGAAAACCUGAAAGAUCCUCAUGCACAUAAGAGCUCCGUCACCAGCUGCCUCUAUAAUCUAGGCAAGCUGCUGCAUGAACAAGGCCACCAGGAGGAAGCCCUGUCUGUGUAUAAAGAAGCAAUCCAGAAAAUGCCCAAGCAGUUUGCUCCUCAAAGCCUCUACAACAUGAUGGGUGAGGCCUACAUAAGGAUGAACAAGUUAGCAGACGCUGAGUACUGGUACAGGGAGUCUCUCCGGGCCAAACCGGACCAUAUACCGGCGCACCUUACCUAUGGGAAGCUUCUGUCUAUGACGGGUCAGAAAGCCGAAGCAGAGAAGUACUUUGUGAAGGCCAUUCAACUUGAUCCCACUAAAGGAAAUUGCUACAUGCAUUACGGUCAGUUUUUGCUGGAGGAGUCCCGGCUCCUGGAAGCUGCAGAGAUGGCGCAGAAGGCUGCUCAGCUUGACAGUGAGGAGUUUGACGUGGUUUUCAGUGCAGCACAUAUGCUCAGACAAGCAAGCCUCAAUGACGCAGCCGAGAAGUACUACAAACAAGCAGCAAGCCUGAGACCUGAUUACCCUGCAGCCUUGAUGAACCUUGGUGCUAUCCUUCAUCUGAAUGGCAAACUUCAGGAAGCUGAAGCCAAUUACCUGCGAGCCCUGCAGCUCAAACCUGACGAUACCAUUACACAGUCCAACCUGCGCAAGCUGUGGAACAUCAUGGAGAAACAAGGCCUGAGGACAAUGGCCCCUUGACUCAAAAACAUUAAGUGGAGCUCAGUUUGAAAGAUACCCUCUCAUGCGAAGCAAUCCAUAGAUCUUGCACAGUUCGGCAAGAGUUGUCUGUAGAGAGACUAUGGUGUUUCCCUCGUAGGUUUGGUCUGUUGGAGAACUUGCUUGAGGACUUUUACCCAUGCAAGAACUUCUCUGGGGAGUGCAGGACUCGGCGUUCUCAACACGAGCACUUAGGUUGAAGCGGGCUGUUAGUACUUGAAGUUUCUCGAUUCUUUGCUAUUACUUAGAUAAAUGAUGCCUAACUCAAUAUGUAGGGCUGCGUUUGGCAUUUGCAAAAUUAGGAACGAAUGAUUUUUUUUUUUAUAUAUCAUUGGUCUUAAUUUCUUUGGGUUCCUUGAGUUUUAUGAUUAGAUGAUCUAAUCUUUAAGGAUACUGAUUGCAGGAAUUAUUUAGAAAACAGAAAUUCUGGCCACCUCUAAUGGUGCACCAUUUAUUUUCAUUUUUUUGUAAACCAGUGUUGAAUCAUUGGUAAUUCCUGUCCCCUAGCUAAUUCUCUCAACUACAAUUAUAAAGCAGUGAAUGCAAUGGCUCACACAUGCUUCCUCCAAGACAUUUUCACAUUGCUGCUCUUGCGUCGUCACAUGGCAGCUGAACAUUGCAUGAAGGAAAGUGUUAACUGGUCUCAUUUGUACAGACAGUUGACUAGUGAUUCAUCAAACAAACAAAAGCAGGCAAAUAAUAGCUAUUCCUCUAUUGCAGAAAAGAGGUAUGAUUAUUCUUUAAUGGAUUCCUGGUCACUUGUGCAUGUCAGGAUCCAAAUUCAUCUCCUAACCCAACCGUGAACAAUUUACAGUUUAGCUAUUCAUAAGCCUUUAUUAAAUUAUACAUUUUUUUAACAAAUUAUUUAAUUCUUUGUCAUAUUGAGAACAGUUUUGAUGUGCAAACAUUUAUCAAAUGAUUAAGGGGUAAUGACAACAUGAUAAAUUGCCAUAUUGAACACAAUUUGAAAAGUUCAUAUCCUGGAAUAAGUCUCUCUUUUUUGGGGGAAUUUGAGGAAUAUCAUGGAUGGUGGUGAUCAUCUUUAAAUAUUAAUUUGAAGUGUUUAAAAAAAAACAAUAAUAUAGCACCCUUAAAGUUAAUAAGCUACUUGUAGCUUGAAGGAUUUUUCUUUUCUUUUUUUUUUUAAGAAACAAGCAAAAUGUACUGUAGCACAGAAGGCUUCUUUGCUUUUUGUUAAUUAAAAAAAUAUUUCUGUAAUUGACACAGAGCUAAACGACUUUUGGUUCACUCGACUCUGUGUCUUUAGCUAACAGGGUUGUAUCAGUUGUAAACUUUGUACAGAACUGUAUAGAUGAAUGGUGCAGUAAUUUGAGUGUAGUCUGAACAGGAGAUACACACAAAAUGCUACACGUUGGCCUUAUAGAAAUUUGUUCAAAUCUUAUUUUUUACUAUUUCAACCCAAAGCUUUAUCUACUAUGUGUGUGCUGAAGCUUACAGUCUGCCUUUUGCUGCCAUAUGAGUAACACAACCUGGAAGUCCGAUUCCUCUGUAAUUUAAAGGCAUUUAUUUGGAUUGUGUUGUAUUGUUUAUUUAUUUGGGACAAUUUCCAGCCUGUCAUUUUUUUUUUUAUUUAACCCAUCUAGAAACAUGAACAUACACUGGGCCUCAUUUCUCAGUUUUUUUGGUACAGGCCACAACAAACAAUUUAUUUUUUUAUUUUUGAAUCAUUUCCUUUGGGAAUCAGUGUAUAUUAUUUAAUGCCAAUCAAUAAAUUACAAUAAAGUGUGUUAACUGUA
Molecule: messenger RNA, 4651 nt
Organism: Silurus meridionalis
Lineage: Eukaryota; Metazoa; Chordata; Actinopteri; Siluriformes; Siluridae
Gene: tmtc2b
Product: transmembrane O-mannosyltransferase targeting cadherins 2b
Exons: 12
Coding region: 369-2876 (835 amino acids)
Biological process (GO): protein O-linked glycosylation via mannose
Cellular component (GO): endoplasmic reticulum membrane
Molecular function (GO): protein binding; mannosyltransferase activity
Source: RefSeq, a predicted model, not a curated record